AUGCCUUUUAUUAUUAUUUUGGUUAUGAUGGGUGCAAUGAAUGGGACUAUAUUUACAGCUAGCAGAUAUUUAUUUGCCGCAGCCCGUAGUAGACAAAUUCCAUCAUUUUUGGCUUUACUCAAUCCAGAAAAUGAUUCUCCCAGAGCUUCUAUUUUUACUCAUGUUUUAAUGGCAAUUUUAUUUUCUUUUGUUGGAGACACAAAUCAAUUAAUUAAUUAUUUGGGGUUUGCCCAAUGGCUACAAAGAGGGUUUACAAUGUGUGCAUUAUUGUGGAUUAGAUUUAAUUUUAAUAAUUUUAUUUUACAUCCAGAUGCUAUUAAAACACCUAUUGUAAUUUAUUUAAAUAUUAGAAAUUUUAAAAAACUUUAA
Meloidogyne enterolobii is the source of this 369-nucleotide messenger RNA. Lineage: Eukaryota; Metazoa; Nematoda; Chromadorea; Rhabditida; Meloidogynidae. The record is from the annotation of a GenBank genome assembly.